CUUUACUCACAGACAAACCUCCAAAGCCAUUGUUCCCCAUGGAGAACCAGCCAACUGUUAUAGAUGUCCAGCUGGGCAACCCGCUGACUGUGGCCUGCAAAGCUUUCUUUGGAUUCAGUGGAGAAUCAGGCCCCAUGAUUUACUGGAUGAAAGGGGAAAAAUUCAUAGAAGAAUUAGAAGGUCACAUUAGAGAAGGCGAAGUCAGACUCCUCAGAGAACAUCUCGGAGAAAAAGAAGUUGAAUUGACAUUGAUCUUUGAUGCUGUAGAGGAGGCAGACCUGGCUAACUAUACAUGUCAUGUGGAAAACAGAAACGGACGAAAACAUGCCAGUGUUCUUCUGCGCAAGAAAGACUUGAUCUACAAAAUAGAGCUUGCUGGAGGACUGGGAGCCAUCCUUCUUCUGCUUAUUUUGCUCGUGACCAUCUAUAAGUGCUACAACAUAGAGUUAAUGCUCUUUUACAGACAGAACUUUGGAGGAGAUGAAGCAGCUGAUGACAACAAGGAAUAUGAUGCAUAUCUUUCAUACACCAAAGUGGAUCCCGAUGCGUUAGAUUGUGAUAAUAAUGAAGAGGAGCAGUUUGCACUUGAAAUUCUGCCAGAUGUUCUAGAAAAGCAUUAUGGAUAUAAGCUCUUCAUUCCGGAUAGGGACCUGAUCCCUAGUGGAACCUACAUUGAAGAUCUCACAAGAUGUGUUGAACAAAGCAGAAGACUCAUUAUCGUGUUAACUCCAGACUAUGUUCUCAGGAGAGGAUGGAGUAUAUUUGAGAUGGAAAACAGACUCCAUAAUAUGCUAGUCAGUGGAGAAAUCAAGGUUAUUUUGAUUGAGUGUACUGAAUUAAAAGGGAAAGUGAAUUAUCACGAAGUGGAAUCUUUAAAGCACACCAUCAAACUCCUCUCAGUGGUCAAGUGGAAAGGACCAAAAAGCAGCAAACUGAACUCUAAGUUUUGGAAGCGCCUAGUCUUUGAAAUGCCAGGGAAGAAAAAGGAGGUGGUAUCUCGACAUCAGGUCCUGGAUUCUGCAGAGCAGGGCCUUUUUGGAGAUCUCCAGACUGUACCCUCUCUUGCUGUCACAGGCACUUCUGCCACAUUGGUAGAAUCACGGGCUGAUUUAACUGAUUACCAUCAAGCAGACUCUGUGCAUAUGAGACAUUAUUGCAGAGGAUAUGAAUAUGAUGUGUCAGCGGCAACAUUGCCAAUAGCUUCCAUAAGCAGCCAUCACACGUACUGUAACAUACCUUUGACACUACUAAAUGGACAGCUACCUCUUAACACUGCCAUGAAGGAUCCCCAAGAGUUGCACAGGAACAACCCAUUGCUACCUUUAUCAGCAAAGGAGCUUAGCUUCACCAGUGAUAUUUGGUAG
This is a messenger RNA of Nestor notabilis (Kea), 1364 nucleotides long. It is a transcript of the gene IL1RAPL2, whose product is annotated as interleukin 1 receptor accessory protein-like 2. The annotation marks the transcript as partial. Gene Ontology annotation, biological process: signal transduction. The record is from RefSeq and is a predicted model, not a curated record. NCBI's taxonomy places the organism in Eukaryota, Metazoa, Chordata, Aves, Psittaciformes, Psittacidae. The transcript is spliced from 6 exons.